Molecule: messenger RNA, 3281 nt
Organism: Lethenteron reissneri (Far Eastern brook lamprey)
Lineage: Eukaryota; Metazoa; Chordata; Hyperoartia; Petromyzontiformes; Petromyzontidae
Molecular function (GO): protein binding
Source: RefSeq, a predicted model, not a curated record
UGUCUGUUGUUGUCGUUGUUGUAUCCUCAAAUCAUGUAACUCAAUUUUUACCCACUUCCCAAUGUGGUAUCGACUGCAAACUUGGUAUACUGAUGACAAUACUAUAUUCUAUCAUAUAAAAUAAAAAAACAUAUUUUAAAACAUUAUUUUUUAUGUUAUGUUUCGGCUUGGCUCUAAUUGUCCACGGUCAACUGACGUUGGCUGUAAAUCACCACGGCCCCUUAUGUUAUGGCAAGCUUCGGGGCCACUUCCUGGAGUCGUGGAGUUCUUCCAUUACUGAGUUUACACUGUAAACUCCUCGCUUCUGCUCUAUUCUAGUUCUUAAAAGCACUCCACUCAAGACGGUUGCUUGACCAAACCGGUGUGCAAUGGAUAACAAUUUUACAAAAGAGAUACGGGAGCGUUACGAGCAGCUCCCGACACUCUUUGAGCUGACACACGACCUACCGCACGGCAGCACGUACAUCAACAUUGUCAUCGCAAAACUGGAGCGCAAACAGGCGCACGAAGCCACCGCAGAAGAGUUUGACAGCGACGUCUGCGCCCUUAACAGCCUCACCUAUUUCUACCUAUCGCAAGAUCAGCUGGCCAAAGCCGAGUCGUCAGUGACAGCUGCCCUAAUAAAGGAGCCGUGCAGUGUGACGGCACUGGCCAACAAGUGCGAGCUUCACUUGCAUCGCUACGAAUUCGAGGCCGCCAGCAGAGUGGCGGAGGCACUGGACAGGCAGAAGGGAAACAAGGCAGCGCUUGCUACGGCCUUGGCUGAGCAGGGCUACUGCCUCUCCCGUCUGGGUCCCGUAGCACAAUUCAAGGCGAUCGACAAAUAUUCGCAGGCCAUCGAGAUGGGGCACGGUCACUGCCCUCCUGACAAACUUGUUUCUUGGAAGUACGGCUUGGCUUUGAACCUCGACAGGGUGUUUGAGAUUGACAUUUUGAGAGAGAACCCCGACUUUGACAAGAAUGAACACUUUCAACAAGCCGUGGAAGCCCUUGCACACGUUGUCCACACGGACAACAGAUUUUUCAAGGCCAAAGCUUUCGCAGUUUUGGGCCAGAUAACCAAGAAAUUUUUCAACCACAGGAAUGUCAGGGAUUUCGAGAGUGCCCGUAUCGUGGAGGUGGGCGAUGAGGCGCUCACCGUGUCAGAGUGCUUCGAGAGGGCCUGCGCGCUUGUGCCCCAGGACCGCUGGGUGCUGGAGAGGGCAGGAAAGCACUGGAGGCACAUGCGCCAAUACGACCGAGCUCUGGAGCACCUGCGCAAAGCCUACGCGCUCUGCCCCUCGUCCUUUUCUCUCCACCACCUCGGGCUAACCUACCGCACCCUAGCAGAUCAAGCUCAUGCGAGGACCCUGGAUGCUCCUACAGCAGGAUAUGGCGGCAGGGGUUUCAGAGGUCAAAGACACUCUUGGCGGCCAGCAAACGCAGCUGGCCGUGGCCAGGACAUGUUUGUCACAAAUGAGCCAAUGACACAACUCUGCGAUGUGAGCGCAGACUUUGCUGCUUUGAGCAUCACUAGUGGGGAAGAUGGGCAGCCCGAGUGCACAUUGCGAGUCAGGCAGCCUUUAUUUCCCAGCAGGAGGCCUAGAGGGGGCAGACAGCCUUUCUGCAGCUCCAGACGAAUGCGAGGGCAGUCGCAUUAUUUCCCUGGUGGGGCAGCGCAGAACCCGGAGAACACGCAGGCACGUGGCCACAGGCGGGGAAGAGGAAAGAGUCUUUUCAAUUGCUACAGAGAAGUCAAAGAUCCAUAUGUCACAGAACUUCUAGACCAAGCGAUUAAGUACCUCAGAGAGGGUAUUGAGCUGUCAAAAGAAACGGGUCCCUAUCUGUUGGUGACCCUGGCCGAGAUAUAUGUGUCACUUGGCAAAACAGAGGAGUCUGAUGAUUGCUUACGCAAGUCCAUGAAGACAGGCAAAUACGUCUCCCAACUCUUUUGUGCACGGACAUUCGAGAAUUGGGGUUUGAACAUGCAAGAGCGCGGCGAUCAGCAGAGAAGCGAACAACUACUCCGAUUAGCGAUUGAAAGCGCUGCCAAGGUGAAGAGCACACGCAAGGUGGCUCUAGACAGUCUCAUAGAGCAACUCAAGGAAUCUCAAGGCCAGACCCCUCAAAUGCUUCGCUCUCGCUCCAAACUUUAUGAACUCGUGGGCCUUCAUGGACAGGCUCUGAGUGCACUGUGGGAGGCAGACACUAUCCAGCCACAAGAUCCUGACACCCUGCUUGGCCUGGUCAAGAACCUGGCCUUCAGGAAGCAGUAUGAUGAGGCGCUCAUGUACUGGGCCUUCCUCAGAUCCACAGAAUCUGGAGACCAUCUGAUUGACAGUGACCUUUUGGAAAGCAUUUAUUUUGGCGCAGCCGAGACACACACGGCCACACUGUCGCUGUCGAGCCAGAGUAUGUGCGAGGCGUACGAGGUCCUUCUGAUGGACAGAAGCAAAGACAAGAGAAUGUACAUCUUUCACAGAAUGGACUCGCAUGAAGACACCGUGCUAGCCGAGAACAUCCAGCAACUAGCCAAGGAAGUUGCCGAUGUAGAGUUCGUUAACUAUUCUGAAAUGCCUGCUGGAAAGUUGUACAACGAUCUCUUGAAAAAGGCAACAGAGAAAUACAAUGCAAUUAUUGUGCUGGUGACCCCAGACUUUGUGGCCGAUAAAUUGUCCACGAGUCUGUGCAGCCUCCUGAAGCAAUGCGUCCUGCUGUGCCUUCACCCAGAAUCUAUUUCCAUCGACCAAAUUCCCCCAGCGCUCAGGGACUGUCAUCACGCCUUACUGGCCAAGGAAUUGUACAAGGACUUUACAACAAACACCAAUCCAAUCCAAAAACUGCACAUGUGGAGAGAGAUAUUCAACAACUUGAGAAAAGCUAAGCAACUGGUCAAUCCCUCAAAGCAAUAGUUGCCAGGGAAAACUCACCCUUAAGUUACAGAUGCAGUCUAUUCUUUAUCCAUGACAAUAUGUUUUGCAUGAGAGGCAUUACGAUAAAAAAACUGCUCCACUGUUUUUCAGUGGAAGAAGCCACCACUGCUAUGCGAGGGAUGAAUGGGUGGUUUUGUAUUAUAGUCUGGUGCUUUGUAGUCUUCCAAGGUAAUCCAAUUAUUAGUGGAUGUACAUUUUAACCAUAAAACCAAUUUACCAAGAGAUUUUCAGCCACAAACAGGUGAACAUUUGUGGAGGUUCAGUUAUUAUGAAUCCAUGCAGUGCACCAUGGUUUCACAGCACACAGAACUGCUCUGGAUUUCUGCGCGUGAAUUGUAUUCAAACCCUUGAGAGCCCCACGCUUAAGUG